Molecule: messenger RNA, 892 nt
Organism: Nicrophorus vespilloides
Lineage: Eukaryota; Metazoa; Arthropoda; Insecta; Coleoptera; Silphidae
Exons: 2
Coding region: 102-683 (193 amino acids)
Source: RefSeq, a predicted model, not a curated record
CUCCCAAUUUUCCCAAAAGAAUUUACCAAUUACUCAUCCUAACCAUUCUUAAGCAUUGAUUAUCUCGUCUCGUUUUUGAGUACAUCUUUAAGAUUCCGAUCAUGAACGUCGCGAGCAUAUUUCGCUUUAAAACCAUGCAUUUCUUAAUCAAAUUUCGUGAGGGAUUCAACGACCAUAAGAUCCCUUUCAUCAAUGAAGAGCCGAAAUCAAGUCAUGAAGAUAGUGUUAUUCAGCUACCAGAUUUGAGGCAAAUUCUUGAGGAUUUCGACGCUCAAUCCAUCUAUGCGAAGAUACAUUGCGAUUUGACGGAUAAAUAUAAUAUGGCUAAAGAAUACUAUGUGGCGCUCGCGGAAUUAAGGAAGUAUUUGGUGGCGGAAAAUAAAAUUUCUGCCGGUGAUCAAGGGAAGGAACGUGUUUCUAAGAUGUUGGAUGAAGUGGUUUCAACGAUGAUUACGGAUUUUACUGACCUGACGAAUGAGAAGUAUGCUGUUUUGGAUGAAAUCUUCUUCAUGGAGACCAACUUCAACUGGAACGGAAAUUUGGAUGAUCUUAUGAAGAAAGUUGAUAAGGUUGUGCAUAAACCAGAAGCCAUCUACAACCAGGAAUUUGAGAAGAUGUGUAAGGUUCAUCUGAUUUUGGAGGAGGAAGUGAGAAGACUGUUGCAAAUCAAAAAUGGAGAUUAGAUCACACCAGUUUGACAUGUUUUAAUUAUUUGAAAUUGAUCAUUUAUCCUGUGAAUAGGAUUUUAUAUAUUUUGAACUCGCAAAAUUGUAAUUUUUACGAAUCCAAUUCAAAGAUGUUUUUGCUCUGCAUGACGUUGCAUGAGAAACCAGAUGUAUUAUGUGAUAUUACUCUAAAUGUAUAAUAUUAAGAUAAACAGAUAUAUAAUAAA